This is a messenger RNA of Choloepus didactylus (southern two-toed sloth), 4863 nucleotides long. RefSeq names its product testis expressed 14, intercellular bridge forming factor (gene TEX14). The record is from RefSeq and is a predicted model, not a curated record. The transcript has 32 exons. Gene Ontology annotation, biological process: protein phosphorylation; mitotic spindle assembly checkpoint signaling; mitotic sister chromatid separation. Gene Ontology annotation, molecular function: ATP binding; protein kinase activity; protein binding. NCBI's taxonomy places the organism in Eukaryota, Metazoa, Chordata, Mammalia, Pilosa, Megalonychidae. Gene Ontology annotation, cellular component: midbody; kinetochore; intercellular bridge. Bases 1 to 4536 code for a protein of 1511 amino acids.
AUGUCUCGCGCUGUCCGUUUUCCAGUCCCCUGUCCUGUUCAACUUGGUUCAUUAAGAAAUGACACCCUGGAAGCUCUGCUUCAUGAGUAUGUCAAACAAGGGAACUAUGUGAAAGUGAAGAAGAUUCUUAAGAAAGGAAUUUAUGUUGAUGAAGUUAACUCCCUGGGCCAGACAGCACUUUUCAUUGCAUCACUAUUAGGUCUUACCAAAUUAGUUGAUGUUCUGGUGGAUUAUGGAUCAGAUCCAAAUCACCGCUGCUUUGAUGGGAGCACCCCGGUCCACGCAGCAGCAUUCUCAGGCAAUCAGUGGAUCCUCAGCAAACUGCUGGAUGCGGGGGGUGACCUGAGGCUCCACGAUGAGAAGGGUCGAAAUCCGCAGACCUGGGCGUUGACAGCAGGAAAGGAGCGCAGCACUGCGAUGGUGGAGUUCAUGCAGCGCUGCGCCACCCACAUGCAGGCCAUCAUCCAGGGCUUCUCCUCCGACCUCCUGAAGAAAGUUGACUCCCCACAGCGGCUCAUCUGCAGCCCACCCCGGUUUGGGGGCUUCAUGCAGGGAAACUCUAAUGGCUCUCCUAAUCGACUACUUAAAGCUGGAGUAAUUUCUGCCCAGAAUAUCUACAGCUUUGGCUUUGGGAAGUUUUAUCUCACAGGGAGAACACAGCUUGCCUAUCUGGGAUCUUUCCCAGUAAUUGGAGAAAAGGAAGUGAUUCAAGCUGACGACGAGCCCACCUUUUCUUUCUGCAGUGGCCCCUACAUGGUCAUGACCAACCUGGUUUGGAAUGGGAGCAGGGUCUCAGUGAAGGAGCUGAAUCUCCCCACCCACCCACACUGCAGUAGGCUGCGGCUGGCUGACUUGUUAAUUGCUGAGCAGGAGCACAGCAGCAAAUUGCGGCAUCCCUACCUGCUGCAGCUGAUGGCUGUGUGCCUGUCCCAGGACCUGGGGAAGACUCGUCUUGUUUAUGAGCGCAUCACAGUUGGCACCCUGUUCAGUGUUCUCCAUGAACAGCGGUCCCAGUUCCCCAUACUGCACAUGGAGGUGAUUGUCCACCUGCUGCUCCAGAUCUCUGAUGCUCUGAGAUACCUGCAUUCCCGGAACUUUAUCCACCGCUCCCUCAGCUCCUAUGCUGUCCACAUCGUCUCCACAGGGGAAGCAAGGCUGACCAACCUGGAGUACAUGAUGGAAAGCCAGGACAGAGGUGCACACAAGGAUCUGACUCAGGUACCCCUUCCAACCCAGCUGUACAACUGGGCUGCCCCGGAGGUGAUCUUACAGAAGGCAGCCACAGUGAAGUCAGAUAUCUACAGCUUUUCUAUGAUCAUACAGGAGAUUUUAACAGACAACAUACCCUGGAAUGGCUUAGAUGGCUCAGUUGUUAAAGAAGCUGUAGUUUUGGGAAAUUAUUUGGAAGCUGAUAUCAGGCUUCCAAAACCUUACUAUGAUAUUGUUCAGUCAGGCAUCCAGGUCAAGCAGAAAGACCGAGCUAUGAACCUUCAAGAUAUCCGGUAUAUUCUGAAGAAUGACUUAAAGGAUUUUGUUGGAGCCCAGAGAACUCAGCCAACUGAGACCCCUAGGAUACAGAGAUAUGAACUCCAUCCUGAUGUCGAUGUCUAUUUAGGAUUGACUUCAGAACACCCCAAAGAGCCACCUGACUUGGAAAUAAAAGAGCUGAAGGAAACUGGCAGUCUGCACCAUGCACUAAGGAGUCCCUGUUCUCCCACUGAAAAAGCAGAACUAGACCUGCAGGGCCCAGAUCCAAGUCUAACAGCCAAGGAUACUCAAAACCAAGAUGUUGCUUCUCUUGUUUCAUCUGUGGCGGAAGAAACUAAAAGCGCCAGCACAGGUCAGGCAAGCCUCCGCAGCUUUGAAAGCAAUGAAAUCUACUCAAGCUGCUUGGACAUGGGAGAUGAGAAAGAGGAAGAACCCCCAGGACCUGGUUCAUCUCUUUGGGGAGAUACCCCACAUCAGGUAGUUGAACUGAAGUCCAUGGAGGAAGAAUUGGACAAGAUGGAGAGAGAGGCAUGCUGCUUUUGCAAUGAGGAUGAGAGCUCUUUGAAAUCUGACACAGAGCUUUCCAUUGAGGACUGGGUCUGGCAAAACAGUUCACUUAGUUCACUCAACCUACAGGUGUCAACCAGAGAAGCAAAGGGCAAUGUGAGCAACAAAUCCAUGACUGAUAUGUACAUCAGUAAGUGUGUGCUGAAUCUAAAGAUUUCACAGACAUUAAUGCACCAGUUUACCGAUACACUGAGGAAUGUUGAACAGAAAGUAAAUGAGCUUGAGAUGAUACAGAAGGAGCAGGAGCAGCAAAGGUCUUUGUGGGCUUCUUCAAGAGAGUUUGCAAAUGUACCAUUUUUAGCCGUUGGCCCCCCAUCUUUGACCUAUGUCCCUCCUGCCAUGCAUCUAUUGGUGGGCAGGCAGCCAGACACCAGUGGUAAUUCCGAGACUCUGGCAAGGUCUCUAACAGUGAGAGACUUUCAAGGGGGACAUUUUGGCAAAAGGACCAGGAAAAGAAGUGACUGUGGCUGGAAACCUUUCACCCAGGUCUCUGAAGAAAGCCCUGGGGAUCAAUCCAAGAAGAGCCAUCAGCUGCCAGCUCUUUGUGGCUUCAGAAAACAGAACACAGGCAAACAAUUUCAGCCCAGUCAAGGGGCCAAAAACAGUUUGGAAAGAAGGAUGAACCAAAAUACCAAAAGCCAGGAAAGGUCUAGAGAUUUUGGUUCUCCGGCCAAAGUCACACAGCUAAUUAGUGAGUUCUACAUGGUGUCAAGCCACCUGCAGGGACCUCCCGGGUCACCCAGCCCUGGCCAGGACUCUACCAGGAUCUGUAUGGAAUCCGUGUCUUCUGAAAUCUGUAACCCAAAAUUAAGAAAUAAUGAAGAUGGAGUGGUACAUUUAAAAUGGGAAACGGAAGUGAAAGAAAUGGCAGAGAAAGUAGCUACCGGGCAGCCCAUGGUACCUCCUUGGCAUCGUCAGAGUAAUUUGAUUUCAGAGAAUGAGGCUGAAAACGAGCCCGAAAAGGAGCCCAAUCCCCUGCCACAACCCUCUGUUAGGGACCCUGAGAACAUGGAUUGGCAGCAAGCAGUACAGUAUCCCAGAAAAAAUGAUGAGCCAGGAGGGAACAGCAAAUGUAACAAAAUGAGCAACACUGACCGUGACUGUGACCAGCACAGGGGGCAGCUCAGGCCUGGAAGCUUCACCAGUACCAGGCACCUAUCCCCCAGAAAGAACGAGCAGUCGGAGGAUAUUGCAGCCUUUCAAGCAAGUUCUGCUGCAUCUGUGAUCAUUGAGAAAUCUUACAGCGAUCAGUCUACACAAUCAACUUGUUCACCAGAGUCUUCUGAAGACGUAACAGAUGAAUUUUUAACUCCAGACUAUGAAUAUUUUUGUUCCUCAACUGCUCAAGAAAACUUAGCUUUAGAGACCUCAAGUCCCAUAGAAGAGGACUCAGAAGGAACACAAGGUGCAUUUGCACAACUUCAAGGCUCUGGCGAGGAAAGGUUCCAAAUGAUGAGAAAAAUCCUCGGAAAGAAUGCUGAGAUUUUGACCCAAACUCAGUUCCAACCUGUACAAAGAGCUGAAGGUGAACAAGAAGAGACAUUAAAGGAGUCACCAAAGGAAUUGAAAGAGAAAGACAUAUCAUUGACAGAUAUUCAAGAUCUGUCUAGUAUCUCCAAUGAACAAGACCGUUCUUUUAAGGAAACCUCAAGCAAAACUCCCAGAAUAAGCCAUGCACCUACUAGUGUCAGCACUCCGCUCAGCUCAGGGUCUACUUCUUGCUGGAACAGUCAAGAAUCCAUUCAAACCUUACCUGAUAAAGUUACAAGUGUCCAGGAGAAAAUGAAGAGACUGGAUUCUCUCCUUAGGCCCUCGGAAACCCCGCCUUCAAAAUGGACUGACUUCAAAAGGUUGUCUGCAUUUACUGGAGCUGGUUCUUCCGUGACUAAGGCACCUGCCACAUCACUCCCUGCCACCCAGAGAAGGAGCCUGCCUAAAGAACUUGUAGAAGCCAUCUCACAGCAUCACAUUGAUGAGCUACCACCACCAUCUCAGGAGCUACUUGAUGAAAUUGAGCUCUUGAAGCAGCAGCAGGCCUCUUCCACAGUGCUGGAUAAGAGCACAGCUAGUGAUCCAGACAUUACUGCAAAAGGUCAAAGGCACUUAGAACAACAAGAAACUGACAGUGAAAGAGAAGAUAGUACACUUUGGACCAAAGAAACUCAGGAUCUAGGAGAGGACACAGAAAGAGCUCACUCCACCCUUGAUGAGGACCUGGAAAGAUGGCUACAGCCACCUGAAGAGAGCAUGCAGCUACAGGACCUCCCAGAGGGCUCUGCAAGGGAGACAAAUACCAAGGAUCAAGAAGUUGAUGAAAAGAAGAAAAAAGGGAAAGAAAGCGUCACGCCUGAGAGAAGGAAGUCAGAGCGCUUUUUAGGGACUCCUGAAGAAGAUGAACUAAAACCCUGUUUUUGGAAGCGACUGGGUUGGUCCGAACCGUCCAGGAUAAUCGUGCUGGAUCAGAGUGACUUGUCAGACUGACUAAAAUUGAAUUGCAGAUGGACUCCUGGCCUGAGUUUGAGCAUCCUGGUUGUGAGCUUCCUCCUCCUCUCAUCUUCUACAGUGCCCAUCAGGGCAGCAGUUCAGUAACUCACACUUUGUUCACCUGCCACAGGAGACCUAAAGGUUUGGCCCUGUUUGUUUGCAGUGCAUUUAACCAUUUGUUUUCAGUCAUAUUUUUGAAAAGUGAAAGGCAGUUUUGAUUAUAAAAAUUUCUCUCUGUGCCCAGAAUGGCUUUUGUUUUUUUUGUUAGAGAUUUUAGAAAACUUUAACUCCUGUUAUAUAAUAAAAUGUUUACUUUUAAUACUG